GACCCCUCGAAGGGGUGAGGACCCCUCUACGGGUGGACACCAGCACAGGGGCAGGGCUGCCAGAGCCCUCCUGUGCCCCCAGGUUCUCCCUGCACAGGGGGCAGGUGAGGUACUGUGGGGUGACCCUGUGUCCCCUAGGCCCUGCUCUGCCACCCACAAAACCUCUGUCCUCCCCAGAGCCCCCUCAGUCCCCCACGGGGCUGUCACCCCAACACCCAUCCAGGCUUCCCAGGGACCCUCCCCAGCUCUGUGUCUGAGGAGAUGCUGCCACACACCAAGACCAGAAGGUUUUGGGGUCCACCCAUGACCAAAGGUGCUCCUUAUCCCAUUUGGACCCCCAUAGUCCCCUGUUUCCGCAACGCUGGGUGGAUGACGCGGCUCUGGGGGCGAUGGGAGUUGCCACAUCCCCGUCCUCAAAUCCAGCAUCCAUCCCCGAUCUGUUGCGACGCCUGGUGUCAAUCCCAGCACCGCUGGAUCCUUUCCCGUCCUGGGGGCUCGGAGCACUUCCCAGUCGCCCUCGGCCCUCCACGGGUGUCUGUAGGCCGUGCUGUGUCCGCGGUCUCCAUGGGAGCAUGCCGGUUGCCAAGCCGGCCGGUGGAGUGCUUGCCACCACCAUCGAGCCGUUGGUAUGACAACGGGGACACGGGUGACCCGGGGCGUGGUGCUUCGCGUGACGGGGCCAGCGGCCCCUGCGGGGAGGGUCCUGGCCGAGCCUCGCCAACACACAGGGGGUCCCCAGGGGCUGCCAGAACCUGCUGCGUCGGGCUGGGACCCCCGCACCAACACCAGCCCGGGAAUUUAUUGACACAUUGAGGAAGCGAGCGGGAGAGCGAGAGUGGAAUCCCUCUGGAGCGAAGGAUGUGGGGCGACAGCGCUGAUCCCACCAGGGCCCCGGGCCCUGCUCCCUGCCCCUCUGCUUGAGGCCGGGGGUAUCGGGACCCCCUCAGUGGGUGCCGGACUGGGGCGUCAGAUGAGAUAACGCAGCGAAAGUGGAGCAUCCGCGUGUGGAGCGAGGGACGGAGCAGCCCAGCGCCUGCCAGACACCCUCCAGGACAGUGCAGGGGGCUCCCCCAGGCCAGGCACCACGGUGGGGGCACAGGGGCUGAGGGGGGCACGGCUUGGCCCGCAGCCCACCCCACCUCACCAGCUGCCCCCAUGCUGGAUCACCGAGCCAGAAUGGAGAGCAGCAGGAAGGAGAAGGUGGAGCAGAUCCUGUCAGAGUUCCGGCUGAAGGAGGAGGACCUGAAGAAGGUGAUGUACCGGAUGCAGAAGGAGAUGGACCGAGGGCUCAAGCUGGAGACACAUGAGGAAGCUUCUGUCAAAAUGCUGCCCACCUAUGUCCGCUCCACCCCCGAGGGCUCUGAGGUGGGAGAUUUCCUGUCACUAGACCUGGGUGGCACCAAUUUCCGUGUGAUGCUGGUGAAGGUGGGCGAGGGAGAGGAGGGGCAGUGGAAGGUGAAGACGAAGCACCAGAUGUAUUCCAUCCCAGAGGAUGCCAUGACUGGGACAGCUGAGAUGCUCUUUGACUACAUCUCCGAGUGCAUCUCCGAUUUCCUGGACAAGCACCAGAUGAAGCACAAAAAGCUGCCCCUGGGCUUCACCUUCUCCUUCCCCGUGCGGCACGAGGACAUAGACAAGGGCAUUCUCCUGAACUGGACCAAGGGCUUCAAAGCCUCCGGCGCGGAAGGGAACAACGUAGUGGGGCUGCUGAGGGACGCCAUCAAACGGCGAGGGGAUUUCGAGAUGGAUGUGGUGGCAAUGGUGAAUGACACGGUGGCCACGAUGAUCUCCUGCUACUAUGAAGAUCACCGGUGCGAGGUUGGGAUGAUUGUGGGGACAGGCUGUAACGCCUGCUACAUGGAGGAGAUGCACAACGUGGAGCUGGUGGAGGGCGACGAGGGGCGGAUGUGCGUGAACACGGAGUGGGGGGCCUUUGGUGCCUCCGGGGAGCUGGACGAGUUCCUCCUGGAGUACGACCGCGUGGUGGACGAGACCUCACUUAACCCCGGUCAGCAACUGUAUGAGAAGAUCAUUGGGGGGAAGUACAUGGGGGAGAUCGUGCGGCUGGUGCUGCUGAAGCUGGUGGAUGAGAACCUGCUCUUCAAUGGGGAGGCCUCUGAGAAGCUCAAGACCCGCGGGACCUUUGAGACCCGCUUCAUGUCCCAGAUCGAGAGUGAUUCUGAUGACCGCAAGCAGAUCUACAACAUCUUGUCAGCCUUUGAGCUGCUGCCGUCCCGGACAGACUGUGAGAUCGUGCGCCAGGUGUGUGAGAGCGUGUCCACACGCGCCGCCCAGAUGUGCUCGGCCGGCCUGGCUGGAGUCAUCAACCGCAUGCGGGAGAGCCGCAGCCAGGACACCCUCAAGAUCACUGUUGGUGUCGAUGGCUCUGUCUACAAGCUCCAUCCCAGCUUCAAGGACCACUUCCACGCCACAGUGCGGCAGCUGACACCCGGCUGUGACAUCACCUUCAUCCAGUCAGAGGAAGGCAGCGGGCGCGGGGCCGCCCUCAUCUCGGCCGUGGCCUGCAAGAUGGCCUGCAUGAUGGGGCAGUGAGCUGGACUCAGGGGGGAUGGCAGGGCCAGUGGUCCCACUCGGAGCGCUACGGGAGCAGAUACGGACGUGGGAAGGAGGCGGCUCCGGCCCCCCAAUAAACGGGGUGUGUGUGGAC
This is a messenger RNA of Corvus hawaiiensis (hawaiian crow), 2668 nucleotides long. It is a transcript of the gene GCK, whose product is annotated as glucokinase. The coding region runs from base 1156 to 2553 and encodes 465 amino acids. The transcript is spliced from 10 exons. The record is from RefSeq and is a predicted model, not a curated record. Gene Ontology annotation, cellular component: cytosol; mitochondrion. Gene Ontology annotation, biological process: intracellular glucose homeostasis; glucose 6-phosphate metabolic process; regulation of insulin secretion. NCBI's taxonomy places the organism in Eukaryota, Metazoa, Chordata, Aves, Passeriformes, Corvidae. Gene Ontology annotation, molecular function: mannokinase activity; fructokinase activity; glucokinase activity.